Molecule: messenger RNA, 2486 nt
Organism: Pocillopora verrucosa
Lineage: Eukaryota; Metazoa; Cnidaria; Anthozoa; Scleractinia; Pocilloporidae
Source: RefSeq, a predicted model, not a curated record
AAGUUUUAUACCGUGUUGGUUCUGACGUGGCUGUGGGGUUGCAGACUAGGAGAAUUUAUGUUGAUGCUUAGAAAACUAUCCAAGAGUUAUCACAGGGUAGCAUUUCACUCUAUUUGCUUUGGAAGACAUUUAUGAAGCAAAGGAAUUGCGAUUACUAAGAUUAAGGAUAUGGCAAGAUAUUUGUUUCCGAAGCUAUACAUUAAACCAGACCUCACUUUCAGAUGCCAGUUUCUAGGAACUGAAGACGUCAUGAUAUCAGAUGAUGAUGUCAUGUAUGCUGAAGCUUUAAAGAAAUAUACGGCACAGACGAGAAGUGUUUUGGCAGGAUACUUGAAGACAUAUUGUGAAUUAUGUAUUGGCAGAACUUAUGUCUGGAUAGAGGAAGAGAAAACUGGAGUUAGAGAGAACAUACAUCGCAUCAGGGAAAUACCAUUCAUUACUCAAGAUCCAGAUGACAAAACAGUAUUUGGCUUUGUGUCCAGUCACCAUAUUUACGAAAAUAUUUAUGAGCUUUAUGCUUUUAAGUCCCAAGAAGCAGAGGUUAUCAUUAAAACCUUGAGGGAAUGUAUCGGACCUGCGACUAAUAUCAUGACAGAGGCGGCCGGAUCAUUAAAUGCCAUUACUAAGAUUACAGAAAUGGAAGCAACUCUGUUUCAAGAGGGACUCAACGGAACAGGCUUGACAUUCAGAUGCCAGUUUCUAGGAGCUGAAGACAUGAGGAUAUCAGAUGACGAUGUUAUGUAUGCCGAAGCUUUAAAGAAAUAUACGGCACAGACGAGAAGUGUUUUGGCAGGAGACUUGGAGACAUAUUGUGAAUUAUGUAUUGACAGAACUUAUGUCUGGAUAGAGGAAGAGAAAACUGGAGUUAGAAAGUACAUACAUCGCACCAGGGAAAUACUAUUCAUUGCUCAAGAUCCAGAUGACAAAACAGUUUUUGGCUUUGUGUCCCGUCACCAUAUUUACGAAAAUAUUUAUGAGCUUUAUGCUUUAAAGUCCCAGGAAGCCGAGGUUAUCAUUAAAACCUUGAGGGAAUGUAUGGGAGCUGCGACUAAUAUCAUGACAGAGGCGGCCGGAUCAUUACAUGGCCAGCGACAGACAGAGAAAGAGGAGCAAGAAGGAAAUGGCCUCAGGCUGGUGAGAGAACUGAAGGAGCAGGUGACACAUAUGCUAGCAGAAGUGCAAGAGAAAGGGUUGAGAGAGACCGAGAUACAUUUGGCUAAGAUGAAUCAGCAGCUGAUAAACCUGUGGGGGCAUAUGCAAGAGAGACAUGAUCAACUGAGAGAUGUAACCCAGCAAAUGACGAUUAUCCGAGGGCAGUUAGAAGAAAAAGAUGAAGAAACUGCUAACUUACAGAAUGAAGCUACUGCGUUAAGGCAACAACUGGAGGAAAAAGACCAGGAAAUUGAUGAAUUGGAAAUAACUCUGUCCAUAGCUCAGGAUGAGCUACGUGAUUAUCAACGCCAAGAUUCCCCUGACUGGGUCAUUUCACGGGACCAUAUUCAGCUAACAGGUAGAUUUCUCGGCAGAGGAGGCUGGGGAAGUGUUGUCGAAGGCAAAUAUUGUGGUUGUUCUGUUGCAGUUAAACAGAUCCAUGAGUUGAUUCUCUCUCCUCACAACUGCAAUUUAUUUGAGCGAGAAAUGGAUAUUGCUUCAAGAUGCCGCCACCCUUGCUUGCUGCAGUUCAUCGGAGCUACAAAUGACGAAGGGAAUCCAUUGUUUGUAACAGAGCUCAUGGAAACAAGUUUACGUACUUUGUUGGAACAGAGAGCUCUUUCUGAUGCUGAAAUGUCUUUUAUUUCCCUGGAUGUGGCUCGGGCGCUAAACUACCUUCACCAAAAGCAACCAUCUCCUAUUAUUCACCGCGACAUCAGCAGUGCAAAUGUGCUACUUUGGCGACAGGGCGAACAUUGGCGAGGCAAAGUGUCAGAUUAUGGAACUGCCAACUUUAUGCAGCAAACCAUGACAGUUGCUCCUGGUGCCAUGAUUUACAGUGCCCCUGAAGCAAUUACUAAAAAUCAAACCGUCAAGGUUGAUGUGUACAGUUUUGGUGUCCUCCUCUGUGAGAUGUGCAUCCGGGAAUUGCCAGAUCCAUUAAGGCGUGAUCGGCAAGUCGUCAUGGUUAAAAACAAAUUGAAUCGAGCCCUUAUCCGGAAGUGUCUGCAGUCAGAGCCUGAAACGAGACCAAGCAUACAGGAGAUCAUUGAUGAACUUGAGGAACCUGUUUAAAAUAGGUUUGGUCGGUUUUGCUUUUAAUAGAAUAAACGUAAUUCUGCUAUUACCAAUGUAAUUGUAAUGGUAAAUAUGUUACGGAGUGACAUCUCUUGUGUAUUUCUACCCCUGAAAGUGAUAAGACAUGAUUAGAUUGGUUAAAUUUCGAGGGAAUGGAAAAUGAUAGGAGUAUCUCAUCUAAAAGCGUUUACUACGGGGGAGGUUUUCCUUGUAGUGUUAUGUAAAGAGAGUUUAUGGUACAUGUGCUACGGAGGGAC